UUCCAAACUCAGGCGCAAUUUCUAAGACCAACGGUAAUGCUUCACUUCAAUUUUUGUGGUGGAGAUAAAAGUUAACUACUUCGCGAUCAUGGCUGAUGGCACCGCUGGUUUUCGAAAUUUAUCCACCAAACCCCAUUUCAGAUAUUCGUCUGGAAUGAAAAACCAUCAAAAGAGGCGUGGUUUCACAUAUUUCGGAAUUCAGCAUCAAAAUGACUGCUACAGCUCCUGCUUCUCCUCCUGCUUUUUGCAACAAUCUGCACUAUAAUCAGAAACAGAAACCCGGGAUGAUCUCGUUCUUGUCUUCCACCUCCUCGUCUGCUUUGUCUUCCUCCGAAUUCUUGGGUCUUUUCCUUCCCAGUCCCAAUUCCAAGCGUUCGAAGAGCCGGUGGUGUGUCCACGGACAGACCUCCUUGGUUUUUCCCAGGGCCGAGAUUGGUAAGGAGAAGAAGGUCGACGAAGAUGAUAAACAGCCAUCGGUUUCCAUCACACUUGAUGAUGUUAAUCCGGUUGGACUAGGCCGUCGAUCUCGUCAGAUAUUUGAUGAGGUCUGGCGCAAGUUUUCCGAGCUGGGUCAGAUUUCCAGGACCCGCACUGAUGAGAGCCUUGACACAGUCCUCAUCAGGGAGGGUCCCAUGUGUGAGUUCAGCAUUCCAGGGGCUCAAAAUACCACCGUGCUUGUUGUAGGAACCACCAGCAGAAUUGGUCGGGUUGUCGUCCGCAAACUGAUGCUCAGAGGAUAUAACGUCAAGGCUCUAGUUAGGAAAGCCGAACAGGAAGUGCUAGAUAUGCUUCCAAGAUCAGUGGAGAUUGUAAUUGGGGAUGUGGGCGAGCCCUCAUCUUUGAAGACCGCUGUGGAAGGCUGCAACAAGAUAAUCUACUGUGCAACUGCUCGUUCCACCAUCACCGGGGAUCUCAACAGAGUUGAUCAUCAAGGGGUGUACAACGUUACCAAAGCAUUUCAGGAUUACAACAACAGACUUGCACAGCUACGAGCUGGAAAAAGCAGCAAAAGCAAGCUCUUGCUUGCAAAGUUCAAAUCUGCAGAAUCAUUGAAGGGUUGGGAAGUCCGCAAGGGAACUUACUUUCAGGAUGUGGUUGCUGCAAAGUAUGAUGGAGGGAUGGAUGCUAAGUUUGAGUUUACAGAGACAGGAAAUGCUGUUUUCUCAGGAUAUGUCUUUACUAGAGGAGGAUAUGUGGAACUGUCAAAAAAGCUUUCACUUCCACUAGGUCGCACUCUUGACAGGUAUGAUGGUUUAGUCCUCUCUUUCGGUGGAAAUGGAAGAUCAUUUGUUUUAAUUCUUGAAGCUGGUCCUUCAGCAGAUACUACUCAAAGCAAGAUGUAUUUUGCCAGAAUUAGCACAAAAGUGGGCUUCUGUAGGGUCAGAGUGCCAUUUUCGUCCUUUCGCCCUGUGAAACCAGAUGAUCCACCACUAGAUCCAUUUCUUGUUCAUACUUUAACUGUACGUUUUGAGCCAAGAAGACAGAAACCUACUGAAGGACCUAUGGGAACCAAGCAAGAUCUCAGAAGCUUUAAACUGAUAUUGGAAUAUAUAAAAGCAUUGCCAAGUGGACAGGAAACAGAUUUUAUUCUAGUUUCGUGUACAGGAUUAGGAAUUGAACCUAGCAGAAGAGAACAGGUUCUUAAAGCUAAGAAGGCUGGAGAGGAUUCACUUAGAAGAUCAGGCCUUGGUUACACCAUUGUUCGCCCUGGUCCUCUACAGGAAGAGCCUGGUGGACAACGUGCUCUUAUCUUUGACCAAGGGAACAGGAUUUCUCAGGGCAUCAGCUGUGCAGAUGUAGCUGACAUCUGUGUUAAGGCAUUGCAUGAUUCAACUGCAAGGAAUAAGAGCUUUGAUGUAUGUUAUGAAUAUGUGGCAGAGAAAGGGAAGGAGCUCUAUGAGCUGGUGGCACAUUUACCUGACAAAGCAAAUAAUUAUUUGACACCAGCACUAUCAGUUCUCGAGAAGAAUACUUGACUUCCUCUGGCAAUUUUAUUCGUUGCAUCUUAAUUCUUUCAGAGAUCUUCUUGAAUAGAAGUCCCAAUUUUUCACAGCACUUUUGUGGCUAUUUGUGUAUGAGCUUCAUGUAUAUUUUCCUCCAGAAAUUGGAUCUUUCAAAAUUCCACCUUAUGCAUGCCCACGACGAGUGGAUCAGCAAAAUGUAAAUCAGGUGAUAAGAAGAAGCACAUCCCCUUGAUCAGUCUCCAUUCAGUAUAUGAUGAAAGACUGUUUCCUUCUUCCCAUGCUGAGUAAAAUGAUGGAGGAAUGCUCUGUAGUUUUAACAACUAUGUAAAGAGAAAACUGCAAUGGUUGUAAAUUAGUGUAGAUAUAUAUUGAAAUUUUUUUCUCAUAA
This is a messenger RNA of Nelumbo nucifera (sacred lotus), 2352 nucleotides long. It is a transcript of the gene HCF173, whose product is annotated as high chlorophyll fluorescence phenotype 173. The record is from RefSeq and is a predicted model, not a curated record. NCBI's taxonomy places the organism in Eukaryota, Viridiplantae, Streptophyta, Magnoliopsida, Proteales, Nelumbonaceae.